UUCUCCGCAGGGCCGCGGCGAGUGCGGUCGUGGUGCUCGUCUCUGUGAGCCAUCCGGUGCCAUCCUCGUCGCCGCGGCGACGCUCGCACUCGCCGCCACCACGACAGAGCAGAUGACCCUUCGUGGCACCCUCAAGGGCCACAACGGCUGGGUCACGCAGAUCGCGACCACCCCGCCGUUCCCGGACAUGAUCCUGUCCGCCUCGCGCAAGACCAUCAUCAUGUGGAAGCUCACCAGGGACGAGACCGACUACGGCAGCCCCCAGCGUGCCUUGAGGGGCCACUCGCACUUCGUGAGCGGCGUGGUGAUCUCCUCCUUCGGCCAGUUUGCCCUCUCGGGCUCCUGGGACGGGACCCUGCGCCUCUGGGAUCUCACAAUGGGCACCGCCACGCGACGAUGUGUGGGCCACACCAAGGAUGUGCUGAGCGUGGCCUUCUCCUCUGACAACCGGCAGAUCGGCUCCGGGUCCCGAGACAAAACCAUCAAGCUGUGGAACACUCUGGGUGUCUGCAAAUACACCGUCCAGGAUGAGAUCCACUCAGAGUGGGUGUCUUGUGUCCUCUUUUCACCCAACAGCAGCAACCCCAUCAUUGUUUCCUGCGGCUGGGACAAGCUGGUCAAGGUAUGGAGUCUGGCUAACUGCAAGCUGAAGACCAACCACAUCGGCCACACGGGCGACCUGAACACCGUGACGGUCUCUCCAGAUGGAUCCCUCUGUGCUUCUGGAGGCAAGGACAGCCAGGCCAUGCUGUGGGACCUCAACGAGGGCAAGCACCUGUACACGCUGGACGGUGGGGACAUCAUCAACGCCCUGUGCUUCAGCCCCAACCGCUACUGGCUCUGUGCGGCCACGGGCCCCAGCAUCAAGAUCUGGGACUUGGAGGGCAAGAUCAUUGUAGAUGAGCUGAAGCAGGAAGUCAUCAGUACCAGCAGCAAGGCAGAGCCACCCCAGUGCACCUCUCUGGCCUGGUCUGCUGACGGCCAGACUCUGUUUGCUGGCUACACAGACAACCUGGUGCGAGUGUGGCAGGUGACUAUCGGUACUCGUUAGAAAUUUGUGGCAGAGAUUUAGAAAU
Molecule: messenger RNA, 1076 nt
Organism: Carlito syrichta (Philippine tarsier)
Lineage: Eukaryota; Metazoa; Chordata; Mammalia; Primates; Tarsiidae
Product: receptor of activated protein C kinase 1-like
Biological process (GO): positive regulation of protein phosphorylation; rescue of stalled cytosolic ribosome
Cellular component (GO): nucleus; cytosol
Molecular function (GO): ribosome binding; protein kinase C binding; translation regulator activity
Source: RefSeq, a predicted model, not a curated record